GAUACUCGCACCAUCCGCACCUCAUUUCCCACUCUUUGACACCGAAGAACUCGCUUGAUAUCUUAGAAAUCGGCCAAGCUUUCUUCGCGUGGCGCUCUGUGCCAACAAGAAGCAUGGCUUCCUUGAAAUUUUGCCAGGAGUGCAACAAUCUCUUGUAUCCAGAGGAGGACCGGACGAACCAUGUUCUGCUCUACAGCUGCCGUAACUGCGACUACCGGGAGGAGGCAGGUAGCCAGCUCGUCUUCCGCAAUGACCUGAUUUCUGUGACGCAGGAGCAACCAGGAGUCAUUGACAACAUUACAAAAGAUCCGACGCUACAGCGCGUAGAGCAGAAAUGUCCUUAUUGCGGAAACCAAGAAGCGGUGUGCUUCCAGGACCAGAGCAAGCGCAUUUUCAAUCGCAUGAUCCUCUUCUUCUGUUGCUGCAACUGCGAAAAAUUGUUCCAGGACCCAGAAGUAUCAAGAAAAGCUGGCACAAACACUCAAGUCAACCCCGAAGAUGUAACCAACCUGGAGGCCUUCUAAUUCACCUAAAACGAUCAACGUUCUGCACUAUCCUCAAGAUGCGCACUGGCUUUGGUGAUUACAUCCGCAACUCCACCGUAUCACUGUAUUUCUAUAAUCAACCGCAAUGCACACGCGAUACCAGCAAGUA
Tilletiaria anomala UBC 951 is the source of this 654-nucleotide messenger RNA. RefSeq names its product putative DNA-directed RNA polymerase II 14.5 kDa polypeptide. The coding region runs from base 114 to 524 and encodes 136 amino acids. Gene Ontology annotation, cellular component: RNA polymerase II, core complex. The record is from RefSeq and is a predicted model, not a curated record. Gene Ontology annotation, biological process: maintenance of transcriptional fidelity during transcription elongation by RNA polymerase II; DNA-templated transcription; transcription initiation at RNA polymerase II promoter. Gene Ontology annotation, molecular function: nucleic acid binding; zinc ion binding; DNA-directed RNA polymerase activity. The transcript is spliced from 5 exons. NCBI's taxonomy places the organism in Eukaryota, Fungi, Basidiomycota, Exobasidiomycetes, Georgefischeriales, Tilletiariaceae.